Messenger RNA from Dichomitus squalens LYAD-421 SS1, 1089 nucleotides. Its product is annotated as NAD(P)-binding protein. The coding region runs from base 1 to 1089 and encodes 362 amino acids. The record is from RefSeq and is a predicted model, not a curated record. Lineage: Eukaryota; Fungi; Basidiomycota; Agaricomycetes; Polyporales; Polyporaceae. The transcript has 4 exons.
AUGUCCUCCAAAAAGCUCAUCCUAGUCAUCGGCGCGACCGGUGCUCAAGGCAUCGCUGUCAUCGACGCCCUCCUCGCGCCGGCCACAGACGGCUCCCCCUCUCCGUACGCGGUGCGUGCACUCUCGCGAGACCCCAACAGCCGUCGCGCGAGGGAACUGGCGAAGAAGGGCGUUGAGUUCGCUCAGGGCUCCUUCGACGAUUUCCCAAAGGUGUUCGCCGCGCUCGAGGGGGUAUGGGGCGUCUGGAACAACACGGAUGGCUUCACCGUUGGAGAGACUAAAGAGAUCUUUGCUGGGAUCCGCAUCUUCGAACUUGCGAAGCAGAUCAGGACGGUUCGCCACUACAUCUGGAGCAACUUGGACUACAGUUUCAAGAAAGGGGGAUACAAACCAGCCUACAAGUGCGAGCACUACGACGGCAAGGGCCGCGUAGCCGAGUGGAUGAAGGCGCAGCCGUCCAUUGUAAGCGACAACGACAUGUCUUGGAGCGUCGUGACUUCCGGCCCUUACAUGGAGAUGCUGACGAUCCCCAUGUUUGGCCCGCUCGGCCAGCGCCCAGAUGGCACCUUCGUGUUCGCGUCGCCGGUCGGUGACGGUCACGUUCCCAUGAUCGCCCUCGAGGACCUCGGGUUCUUCGCGCGGUACUCCUUCGACCACCGCGCGGAGGUAUCAGCCCAAGACCUCGAGAUCGCGACCGACUGGGUCAACUGGGACUACCUCGUUGAGACGUUCACGAAGGUCACGGGCUACAAGGCCGAGUACCUGCGCCAGUCGCUCGACAGUGAGGGCUGGUUCGGGAACUUGCUCCGCACGGACAAGCCUGUCGCCAACGAGCAGAAGCCUGGCGAUGGGACGACGACCUGGCAGCAGAACUUCACGAGUUUCUGGUCCAUGUGGCGCGACGACGUCAUCACGCGCGACUGGGAGUGGCUGAAGAAGACGAACCCGAAGGGAUACACCCUCGAGAGCUGGAUGAGGGCGAAGAACUACCAAGGUCUUCCUAACCCGGCGCUGCUCAAGAACUCCGAGGAUGACAAGGCGGUCUUGCCGAACAAGGAGAGGAUCCAGAAACUCCUCGGGCACCUGUAA